Molecule: messenger RNA, 2434 nt
Organism: Achroia grisella
Lineage: Eukaryota; Metazoa; Arthropoda; Insecta; Lepidoptera; Pyralidae
Exons: 8
Coding region: 1-1782 (593 amino acids)
Cellular component (GO): membrane
Molecular function (GO): hexosyltransferase activity
Source: RefSeq, a predicted model, not a curated record
AUGGCACAUCAAGAUGGCGACAAACAUAGUUCGGACGAAGAGUUGUACUCGUCUGAGCGAGAUAGCGAUGACAGUCCUAUACUCUCGCACAGAUACGACAAGCGUCGGUACGCGUCUUACGUGACAGAUGAGAGAACAGAAGAGAGGGAACGGCGCUCCACGGUGACGACGCUGGCCAAGUUCUUUCUCUUCUGCUUUGCGAUGAUAUUAUUCUGCGUGCUGCUGUACAUACCUGUAUAUAAUAGAGCUAACGAUCAGAUACCGAAAAGCCUAGUUGCCGGCUGGUCGUUACACACAAAUCGAGACACAAAAAUAUACGUUCAACCCAACAACGUCACAACAAUCCACGAGCCCACCAACAUAUGCCCAAAAGCAACUAGAAGCAAAAAGAAUCAUCUGUUCCUACUCAUUGUGGUCAGUUCGUCAACAGUCAACUUCGACAGGCGGGCUGCCAUCCGUGAUACUUGGGGUAGUCAGCAAAACUACGUGAAAUCAUUGAAAAUAUUGAACGCAGUGCGCGAGAAGUAUAAAAAAUAUAAUUACACGUAUGACUUGUAUGCAGAGAAGGAAUUUAAUAUAACCACAAAUGUUAGUCGAGAGAAACGCGACAUAUCCAGCUUUGGCAAUCUUUUCCCGGAAUUGACUAAAGCACUGAAUAGCAAUUUAAAAAAUAUAAAGACUGAUAGCAUACCUGAAGUUGAGAAACGUUUUGACGAUGAUGAACUGCCAGAAUUCGAUAUGAACAAGGAAUUUGGUGAAGCGACCAAUGAUGUAGCAUAUGAUUACGAUGGUGAUACGAAUAUAAUGAGGAUACCACCUAAUGGGUACGAUGAGGGGCCAGAUUUGGAGAAGAUAUUGAAAUUGUUAAAGCCAAAUUUCCCCAAAAUUGAGGAGGAUAACGUUGGCAACGCUGAAAUAGACUUUAAACUUGUUUUCCUAUUAGGGUUGCCAGGUCAUGACAAUGAUAGUACAGUGCAAAGUAAAAUCGAUGAAGAGGUAACAAAAUACGGUGAUAUUAUUCAAGAAGGGUUUAUAGAUUCAUACAAUAAUUUAACGUUGAAGUCUAUUAUGAUGUUGAAAUGGAUUACCAACAAAUGCGGCGAGAGUGUUCAUUACAUCUUGAAGACAGAUGACGACAUGUAUAUCAAUGUGCCGAGCCUGGUCCUCAACCUGAAGAACAGGUCCCGGGAGUACGACGAGAAGGUCGCCCGAGGGUACAAGGAGAAGGAGCACCUGCUGAUUGGUGAUCUGAUCUGCGGCGCCAGACCUGUCCUCGACUCUAAUAACAAAUGGUACAGUCCGCGGUACAUGUUCGGCGGACGCGUGUACCCUCGCUACCUAUCGGGCACGGGAUACGUGCUCUCGGCCGACGCAGCUCCCCCACUCUAUCAAGCGGCGCUCCGAACCACCUACUUUCACCUCGAGGACAUAUAUAUCACAGGCAUGUGCGCGCUACGAGCGAAGCCUCGCGUGGUCCCGCGCGACGACCCCGGCUUCACGUACCAGGCUGCUCAGCCCGCUCAGCCUGCUCAGCUCGCGCAGUCUGCUCAGUCGGCGCACGGCCGAGCGGCCUGCCUGGGCUGCGCGGCCUGCGCGCCGCAUCUCCGGUACACGGUGCACCGAGUGCCGCCGGGGGCGCUACGCAUGCUGCAGCAUCAGAUGACCUCCCUCAGCAUCGUCGACAGAUGCGAAAGAAUCCGUCUCACGCAGAUAAAAUAUGAACGGCUUCAGUCGGGUAUCAUAGUGAAGUAUCUACAAAUGUUGGUUAGCAACCGAUGUUGAAACAAAAGGGACGGCAGACCGACUGUUUUACUUCCGUCCCGCAAAUUGAUCUCUAAUAUUAUUUAUAUUCCAAUUCUUCAUAUAUUGUAUGUUAAUUUAUUUAUUAUUUUUCUGUCUUAGUUUUAAACGGCAGAGUACCUAGGAUAGUUCUAAAGGGUAUACUUAACUGAAAGCCUUUAGUAUUCACCCUUUCAACAAUGCGUACAUAAAAACAAGUAUAUUAAUAUCUUACAGUUAAUACUAAACUCAGGAACUCCUCAUUCCUUCAGCACCGUUCCACCAUCGUACAAGAAGACGUAGGGACCAAUUCCACCCAUAUACAGAUGACAUCCUUGCUGCUCAUCUUUCCUUAUGCGAGCAGCUAAGGAGAGGUACUCUCUUACAGGAUCUCACGUCAGUGUUUCCUGCCUUUUACAAUAUUGGGUCAUUCAAGUUAAUAAUUAAUAGGCACUAUUUGAGCUUGCGUGUAACAACUUGGACCGCAUCAUCAUUUAACAUCAGGUGAGAUUGAGGUCAAACGCGUAUUAUGUAAUAAAAAAAAUGUUUUUAUGUACGCAUUGUCAAAUAAUUUCGUUUGCGUUAUAAUUUUUAAAUCUACAUUACAUUAGAAAAUAGACUUUAAUGAUAUAUUACUGUUAGUCUAUUUUCUAAU